Messenger RNA from Spinacia oleracea (spinach), 992 nucleotides. Its product is annotated as DNA repair RAD52-like protein 2, chloroplastic. Gene Ontology annotation, molecular function: DNA binding. Bases 98 to 724 code for a protein of 208 amino acids. Lineage: Eukaryota; Viridiplantae; Streptophyta; Magnoliopsida; Caryophyllales; Amaranthaceae. The record is from RefSeq and is a predicted model, not a curated record. Gene Ontology annotation, biological process: double-strand break repair via homologous recombination. The transcript has 4 exons.
GAAAGGUGAUGUCAAACAUUUUCUUUCUUAUUACCGAGUUUCAAUCAAGUAAGCGGGGUAGGUGAAAAGAAAGUCAGCAUUGCGUGUAUCUGCGGUGAUGGCACUCCGAAAUGCGAGUCUGUUCUCCAAAUCGGCGUCAGUGCCGUUGGCGGAUAAUCGAUUCCAAGUAAAAUUGGAUGCUUGUUCUCCCUGCCGCUUCUCUUUUCCGGCAAAAGUCUUAUCUUUUCCGGUAAAAGUGGGUUACAAGCAGAGGCAGUUAGCGGUGAGAGCUGUAGAUCACAAGAGCAACGGCGGUGGCGGAGAUGCCAAGAAGGGUGCAGUCCCCAACUCUAAUUACGUGGUACCACUCGAUAAAUCUGCAUCCUGCAUCACUCGUCCACUUGCCGAGAUCCUCCGAGAUCUCAACAAGAGAAUUCCUGAUAACAUCCUCAAACCCAACUCCAAAAUUAUUCCAUGGUACCACGCUAAUCGAAUGUUGAGUUUCUAUGCUCCAGGCUGGUGUGGAGAAGUACGUGAUGCUAUCUUCUCUGAUGAUGGAAGUGUAACAGUUGUCUACCGUGUCACUAUAAGAGGAUCUGAUGGAGAGGCAUAUCGUGAAGCUACUGGAACAAUAUUGUCUAAUGACCCAAGUACUGCCGACCCAGUUGCUGCCGCAGAAGAGAUUGCUUUUGUCAGGGCCUGUGCUCGUUUUGGGCUUGGCUUGUAUUUAUAUCACGAGGAGUAAAAUCCAUUCUCCCCCUGUCUAUUUUGGAUUUUGAUGUACAUACAAUCAUGUCUACGUAAGGACCUGCACAUGACAUAUUAUUCGUGUGGACAUUGAAUGAGUAUCAGGUUAACGCUUGAUGCCUUUGAAAGUAAAGCCAAGCAAUGAGUUCAUGAUAAGUACAAGUUAGUUAGUAUUCCCGUUUUUGGGAGAUAUCAGAGGUUAUAUUGUCAAAUGACAUUUUCGGAAGUAGUUUGGUUGGAUAGACUUACCCUUGUUUAUUUAAAAA